GAUUCCGCGCCCAGAUCGCAGAUCCCGUUAAUUUUCUACCCGUACCCAUACCAGAUCACAGCCCUAUUCUUUCCUCUUACUAGUGGUGUGAACAGGCCCUCCUUUGGUGUGCCAGUUUCCAACACUUCCAAGUUCCCCCACUGCUUACCGCACAUAGCAGUGUCGUGCUUCUGA
Messenger RNA from Sphenostylis stenocarpa, 174 nucleotides. Lineage: Eukaryota; Viridiplantae; Streptophyta; Magnoliopsida; Fabales; Fabaceae. The record is from the annotation of a GenBank genome assembly.